GCAACUUUUGUACCAACAAGCCUGCCUCACUUCUACGGAUGAACGUAAAUACAUCAAUGAACAUACGAUUGAUGGUUGAACGUCGUUAGAUGCGGUAGGUUGGCAUGCGAAUGCUAAUCAGAUCUCUGUCGAUUAGUUUCUGUCAGCGUUUCGACGCAAGCGAUGACCAAACGCGGUUUCAUUCGGUUUCGCGCAUUUCAAGCGACAUACGAAUACUGAUCAAACUUCGGUCGUAUUAACUGUGGUGAUUACAUUCAAUCAGUGUAAAUCAGAGUGAUACAACUGUAGAUGCACGUGCAUUUGUUUUACAAAUAAAUUGUUGUGUAGUGUGUGAACUAUUUUUUUUUAAUUUAAAAAUGGCAGAUCGAUUUUUGAUUGUGGCUGCGAGCAUAAUUCUUCUAUUGGUGAUCAAAAUCAAUGCUAGAGAUGAAGGGACAGUGUUUUGUCAGGAUCCAAAUCAAUUUGAAGGUGCUUGCAAACAUAUAAAAGAAUGUUCGACCGUACUAAACGAGUUGGUUGGCAAAAGCUAUGACAAUUCUUAUAGACAGUAUAUUCGGCAGUCUAAUGCAAUUUGCGACCAUAUAAAACCACUUGUUUGCUGUCCAUCCGAUGGCAGAAGGAAUCAAUUGACAGAGAGCAGUAUUCAAGGGCGAUUACUCACACCGAGUGAAGGUUGUGGCUUUUCAAAUCAAAAUUUGCGAUUGAAAAGUGGCGAUAAGAAGCGAUCAAGACUGGGUGCUUUUCCAUGGAUGGCAUUGAUUAGCUAUACAGAUAAUCUCGGGGAAACAUCAUGGAAAUGCGGUGGUUCAUUGAUAACAACACGGCAUGUGUUAACUUCUGCUCGAUGUGCUACCCCGAAUUUGGUUAAUGUUAGGCUGGGCGAGUAUAACUUCAGCUCGUAUGAUGCAAGUGUUCAAGACUUGAAAGUGAUCCGAACAGAACGGCAUCCCAAUUACAAUGAACGAGAUGGUACAAAUGAUAUAGCAAUUUUGUAUUUAGAACGAGAUGUUCAUAUUUCACCGCGCAUACGACCCACAUGUUUGCCUACCAAUGAUCCGAUUCGCAGUCGUUCAUUCGUUAAUUACCGUCCAUUCCUUGCGGGAUGGGAUCUGUUAAAAAAGGAUGGAAGACCAUCCAACUUCCCAUAUGAACAACAACUAACCGUUUUGGAGAAUGAGUCAUGUAAAGAGCGAUAUAGGCAACAAGGCGAAUUGGCAUCAGAGAAUCAAUUCAACAAAAGUGUACUUUGUGUUGGCUUUUUUCGUGGAAGUUUAGGCGAUUGUCAAAGCGAUUUAGGCAGCCCGUUGUUGCAGCCGGUCCGUUAUGAUGAGAGAGGUGAUUUUCGUUAUUACCAAAUUGGUAUUGCCUCCUACGGAUUUGAUUGCGAAAAAAUCGACACACCUGCUGUCUAUACUAGUGUUCAAUAUUUCAUUGAUUGGAUCCAAGAGAGAAUUAAUUCAUAGAAAUCGUUUUUCAAAUGCUAAUAAAAUAUAAACUUUA
This is a messenger RNA of Sitodiplosis mosellana (orange wheat blossom midge), 1500 nucleotides long. RefSeq names its product venom protease-like. Bases 357 to 1463 code for a protein of 368 amino acids. Gene Ontology annotation, biological process: proteolysis. NCBI's taxonomy places the organism in Eukaryota, Metazoa, Arthropoda, Insecta, Diptera, Cecidomyiidae. The record is from RefSeq and is a predicted model, not a curated record. The transcript is spliced from 6 exons. Gene Ontology annotation, molecular function: serine-type endopeptidase activity.